Molecule: messenger RNA, 939 nt
Organism: Aspergillus nomiae NRRL 13137
Lineage: Eukaryota; Fungi; Ascomycota; Eurotiomycetes; Eurotiales; Aspergillaceae
Product: RNA-binding signal recognition particle subunit SEC65
Exons: 2
Coding region: 1-807 (268 amino acids)
Biological process (GO): SRP-dependent cotranslational protein targeting to membrane, signal sequence recognition; SRP-dependent cotranslational protein targeting to membrane
Cellular component (GO): signal recognition particle, endoplasmic reticulum targeting
Molecular function (GO): 7S RNA binding
Source: RefSeq, a predicted model, not a curated record
AUGUCGCGACACGCACAGGUAGAGGAGGUGUACGACUCCGAUCCAGAUGAGGUUUUCCCCUCCGACUCCACGCCCUCCAACUUCGCCAAUGAAUCCCUCCUCUCCGCCGCAGGUAUCUCUCCCCAGGGCUCCUCGUCGAUACCAAUGAGGCCAGCCCCUGAACCGCGUCGCGAAAUCCCGAAACACUACCAGUGCCUGUAUCCCGUGUACUUCGACAAAUCGCGAAGCCGCGCAGAGGGCCGCAAGGUCGGCGCAGAGCUGGCGGUGGAGAACCCAUUAGCUCGAGACAUUGUCGAUGCUGCGCAGAUGCUGGGAUUGCAAGUUGGAUUCGAGCCGGAAAAACUCCACCCGAAGGAUUGGGCGAACCCAGGCCGAGUGCGCGUGCUGGUGAAGGACGAGGAUGGGACAUUGGCAAACCCAAAGAUUAAGAAUAAACACCAUCUUUACAUCCUCGUGGCCCAGUAUCUUAAAGCUCACCCAACAACCGACAAAUCCCCUUACCGGCUGAGAAUCAGUGGUCUUCCCAUGCCAGACAAGCUUCCCCCUGCCCCUCCUGCUCCCCGCGGAUGGAAGAUCGGCACAAUUCUUCCAAUCCACUCGCCUGCCUACAGCGGCGGUGGAGUCAGCGAUAACCCGCUCAAGGAUGCUAUGGCCGAGAUGCAGAACAUGCAGGGUAUGCCAGGAAUGCCUCAGAUCCCUGGAAUGCCCGCCGGACUGGCCGAGAUGAUGGGAGGAGGAGGAGAACCGUCCGGAGGCAGUGGCGAGAAGGAGAAGAAAAAGAAGGACAAGAAGAAGGGAAAGGCCUAAGGUGGCCUGCCAUAUGGAGUUAUUACGAUUGUCUACCUGUCCAUAUUGUGUACACGUUUUUGGCUGCAUUGUACGGGCGUAAGGCGUUUGUUUACACCGAUAGAGGGCUUCCACGGUCUUCUCUGAUACCAA